Melampsora larici-populina 98AG31 is the source of this 1029-nucleotide messenger RNA. RefSeq lists its product as uncharacterized. The record is from RefSeq and is a predicted model, not a curated record. Bases 1 to 1029 code for a protein of 342 amino acids. NCBI's taxonomy places the organism in Eukaryota, Fungi, Basidiomycota, Pucciniomycetes, Pucciniales, Melampsoraceae. The transcript is spliced from 3 exons.
AUGCAGAUAGGCGGCAUGCAGUCUCAUUAUUGGAAGAAAGGAGCCCCUGCUAGAUCGAUCAAGGCCUUGAAUUCUUCAGUCGCUGCUGUACUACCCAAAUCGACUGAAUUCAUAAGCAUCUCUCUUGCUAAAUUUACAAGGAUCUUGUUGAGCUACGACAAGGUUUCGAAAUCGUAUCCUUCAAAACCCACCCCGGAAGAGCUGCAAAAUCUCCCAACUCUCAAUCAGCAGGACAUCAUCUCUGAUGAGCGUGUUUUUUCCACUACCGUGGUUGAGGCUGGCUCAACAAGCGACAAACGUGCUAUUUUGUAUUUCUCAGCCGACUUGAAUAAUUAUAACAUCGGCCGGGCCACCUUUGAUUGGAGUGCAUCCGAUAACAGUCAGUGGAACAGGACGAUGGCGGUCUUUGUGACAAAACAUUGGCUACAUGCGAAGAAACAGGGAUGGUUUGAUCACAAGCCUCUUGAUCAGUCGCACUGUACACAAGGCAACUGUAUUGGUCUAGUACUCCGCUGGAUUCGAGGACGAAGCGAAGAAAUAAGGACAGCUCGUCGCUCUCCUGACAAGGUCUUACUCAAGGAGCAGGCUCGAAAGAAGAGAAUGCUGUUUGAAUAUUGGCAACAGUCGCUGUCUCUUGUAAUAGAAGCAGAAGCCUCUGAUAUGAUGCCUGACCCGGACUGCUGCUCAGAUACAGAAUGGGAGCCUGAUCAAACUCAUUACAAUUGGAUCGAUGUGAUAUGGAGAAGUCAACAGUACUCUCAAAUUCUUCAUAAACUUGAUGAACUUUCGUACAAAGUGAAGGCUUCGGUUUCAAGUCCCCUCCUUGCACGUCGAAGGUUUGACCAAUGUCGACUGGAAGCAUCAAAAGUGAAUCAAAAAGCACCGGUGUGCUGCGGCCUUCCGGAAAAUUGUUAUGAACAAGUGUUCCUUGCAAAUCUCACUGAGGAAGCAAGGACUGCUUUGAGAAUGAAGCCCGCUUCAAACCUUUUAAAUACUUUACCCUCUCAGAUUGUCAAUAAACUUCCGUAA